This is a messenger RNA of Drosophila ficusphila, 614 nucleotides long. RefSeq lists its product as uncharacterized. The record is from RefSeq and is a predicted model, not a curated record. The transcript has 2 exons. The coding region runs from base 98 to 583 and encodes 161 amino acids. Lineage: Eukaryota; Metazoa; Arthropoda; Insecta; Diptera; Drosophilidae.
CAUUAUAUGGUUCAUUUGAAUUUGACAGUAUCUGACGAUUUUUAGCCAAACUGGUAAUAUUUUCACCUGCUCAAAAAUUAAAAAAAAAUUCGGCAUUAUGGACAAGGAGAACAAGGUAUUGGAGGGGUCAAACAAAAAAAAAACCAGACGUCUUUGUAAGAAUUGUAAGAAACGGAAGUCAAAGGGUAAUGGCAAAACUAGGACCAAACAAGCCAAGAAACUUUACAAUCUGGAAGAAAUACUAAAUAAGGAAAGCAAUACUAGGACCAAACAAACUAAGGAAGUGUACAAUCUGGAAGAAAUACUAAAUAAGGAAAGCAAUACUAGGACCAAACAAACUAAGGAAGUGUACAAUCUGGAGGAAUUACUUAAAGAUGACAUAUUCAUUGACACCACAGAGGAGGCAAUAAAACACUUGACAGCUCUCGAAGAAUUCGCCCUUUUGAAUGGAUACUUUGAGGUUCACAAAGUACUAAUGCGUGCCAAACGUGUUAUUGCACUUCCACCCGAUGACGAAGAUUUUGAAUUGAACGAACUACUUAAAAAGAAAAAACCACAAGAUGAGCAGAAAAAUAACAAAUAAUAAAGGUUUAAUAAAUUAAACUUAAAUGAAA